AUGAAGUUCACAGACGGAUUAUGGCGCCGCCCUAUUGGGGAGGAUUUUCAAGGUGGUGUCGAGGUGGUAGAAGUUCUCGAAGCUAGCAAUGCUGGGCUCGAGUACAUCGUAGCACCGCGGCAUGUUGGCAGGCGGGGUGAUACCCUCAACAGUGCUCUCUUGACAGUCCGCGUCAGCUCGCCCCAAGCGGAUGUCCUCAAAGUGACGGUGGAGCACCAUCAAGGUCAGCUCGACCCUGGUCCGCAUUUCGAGCUACAUCCGGAUGGUCCUCCUCCUUCUUUCGAGACCACAUCGGACGUAUCCAAUCCCGACCUGGUCUCCUUUACCUCUGGCACCCUCUCCGUCGGCGUGAACACCAAGCCCUUCACAUACGGGAUGACCUUUACCGACUCGGCCAACCCCACUCCUCACCUUACGUCCGUCGAGACGAAAGGCCAGGCGGUCGUCGAUCUCCCAUACCACUACACCCUAUCCAGCAUGUCGAAUACCUCCUGCCUCUCCACACUGCACGCCGCUCAGCCUCUCCACCAAAAUACAACACCCGGCCAGCGCACAAGCGGAGGAUGGGUCCGCUUCAUGCUGAAUGAGAUGGACUUGGCGGUAGAUGAGAAGAUAUAUGGGCUGGGCGAGCGUUUCGGCCCAUUCAUCAAGAAUGGGCAGAAUGUAGGGAUGUGGAAUGCGGAUGGAGGGACGAGCUCGGAACAGGCGUACAAGAAUGUUCCGUUCUAUCUGAGCUCGAGGGGGUAUGGGGUGUUUGUCAAUCAAACUGAAGAGGUGGAGUUUGAGGUGGGCAGGGAGAAGUGCUCGAAAGUGGGGUUCAGCGUCAAGGGGGAGAAGCUAGAGUAUUACGUCUUUGGAGGGGGGUCGAUGAAGGCUGCGCUCUCCAACUACGUCAAGCUCACAGGCAUGCCAGCCCUACCGCCUGCCUGGUCAUUCGGUCUAUACCUUUCGACGUCUUUCACCACGUCUUACGACCAAGCGACAGUCACCUCCUUCCUCGAAGGCAUGCGAUCUCGAGGCUGCCCCGUCCGAGUCUUCCACCUCGACUGCUUCUGGAUGAAACGCUAUGACUGGUGUUCCUUUUCGUGGGAUCCCGAAGCCUUCCCUGACCCAAAAAAGUACCUCGCCGAAAUCAAGCAAGAGUACAAUAUCAAGGUCUGCGCCUGGGUCAACCCAUACAUCGCCCAGCGUGCGAACAUCUUCAAGGAGGGCAAGGAGAAGGGGUACUUUUUGAAGCGGACCGACGGGAGCGUGUGGCAGUGGGACGAAUGGCAGCCGGGAAUGGCCGUGGUGGAUUUCACAAACCCCGAAGCGUGCAAGUGGUAUGCUGGCCUCAUCACGACACUCAUGGCCACCGGCGUCGAUACGAUCAAGACGGACUUCGGGGAGCGGAUUCCUCAUCUUGAUGUCAAGUGGCACGAUGGCUCUGAUCCAAUCAAGAUGCACAACUACUACGCCCAUCUGUACAACAAGGUCGUCUUCGAGGCGAUUCAAAGCCAGUCCGGGCCCGACUCUGCCGCUCUCUUUGCUCGUUCGGCCACUGCGGGCGGCCAGCGUUUCCCGAUCCACUGGGGAGGGGACUGCGGCUCGACUUUCACCGCCAUGGCCGAGUCUAUAAGGGGAGGCUUGAGUCUGACGAGCUCGGGCUUUGCAUUCUGGUCGCAUGACAUUGGCGGAUUUGAGGGCUUGCCCGCGGAAGAGGUGUAUUGUCGCUGGGUCGCUUUUGGGCUCUUCUCUUCACACUCCCGUCUGCAUGGCUCGAGCUCAUAUCGUGUGCCCUGGAACUAUGGUGAUCUCGCCGUCUCGGUCACCUCGAAAAUGAUCAAUGCCAAACUCCGACUCAUGCCCUACAUCUACGCCCAAGCUAUCAAAGCGACCAACACCGGUAUCCCGUUCAUGCGCUCCAUGAUCCUCGAAUUCCCGGACGACCCGACGUGCGCCUACCUCGAUAAGCAAUACAUGUUUGGCGACAACAUCCUCGUCGCUCCCGUCCUGCACGCCACGACGGCCAAAUUCUACCUCCCCGCUGGCGUCUGGACGGAUUUUUUUACCGAGGAGACUAUUACGGGUCCAAGAUGGGUCACCAAGGACGAGUACCCGCUGGAUGCGCUCCCGGUGUAUGUGCGGGAGGGGACGGUGCUCUUGCUGGGUCCCGAAGGGGUGACGGUGCCGGAUUAUGAGUAUGGGAAGGUCGAACUAGAGGCGAGGUCUUAUCAGCUGAAAGAGGGGCAGCAGGUGGUGGUGGAUGUGCCGACGGGGAAGGGGAAGGACAUGGCGGGUAGCAUCAGGGUGGGAGCCAAGGGUGUGAUCGAUGCUUGGGGACUGAAGAUUAGAUUGCGAAAGUGA
Dioszegia hungarica is the source of this 2346-nucleotide messenger RNA. Its product is annotated as alpha-glucosidase. Gene Ontology annotation, molecular function: carbohydrate binding; hydrolase activity, hydrolyzing O-glycosyl compounds. Gene Ontology annotation, biological process: carbohydrate metabolic process. Lineage: Eukaryota; Fungi; Basidiomycota; Tremellomycetes; Tremellales; Bulleribasidiaceae. The record is from RefSeq and is a predicted model, not a curated record. The transcript has 8 exons. Bases 1 to 2346 code for a protein of 781 amino acids.